UCCUCUAUCAUCCACAUCCAACCCAAAUGAUGAAAUGAAGAAGUGAGGGCUGUGUGGGGUGGGAGCAAUGACAGAGGCAGAGGGAGCCUAUUGUUCCGGGUGGGCUGGGGGCAGCAGAUCCACAGUGAGGGCUCCUCUUCUCCUCUAGUAACGAUGUCCCUCCACCGGGGCUGGAGAAGGUGCCCAGUGCCCAGCGGAUACCCAGCUCCUGCCAUCAGGUCUGCUGAAGAUCCCCAGGGAGGAGCUGCUAUUCUGGUUCGUGUCUUGCCUGCCUGGGGGCUCACGAUGCCUCUAUUUUAAGAAACAAAGGCAGUGUGGAUGAAGGAUGCUCCUGACGGCUCAGGGGAUCACCCGAUUUGCUUUGUUACAAACUCAUGCCAACGGGAGCAGAUCAAGGACUGAUGGCACAGUAACCAAGGCACGGAAACCUUCUAUUCAUUGUGGAAUGUUGGAGAACUACGAGUCCCAGCAUGUCAGCUUUAUGCAGGAUGUCCAGUCAAAAUGGAUGUACUCUCAUUUUCCAGAACAUAUCACGACUAGCCUAACGUUACCAGAAGAUGCAUUUGCAGUCACUGUUGCUUUUUGUAUCUGAUCCGCGAAGCUCUUCUCCUAAUGGUGCCUUCACCCUCCACCAUGAAUGAUGAGCAGAGACUGCACAACAACGCGGUAGCCUGGCUGAUUUGUUCAGGGAUCUCACUUCUAGCCAAUGCCUGGGGGAUUCUUAGUAUAAGUGCCAAACAGAAGAAAUGGAAGCCUUUGGAGUUUUUAAUCUGCACUCUGGCCGGAACUCAUAUCCUUAAUGUGACCAUACCAAUCACUAUGUACUCUGUGAUCCAGCUGAGGAAGCAACACUCCGAUUAUGAGUGGAAUGAAGGGGUCUGCAAAGUGUUUGUGUCUACCUUCUACACUUUGAGCCUUGUCACCUGCUUUUCUGUCACUUCCUUGUCCUAUCAUCGCAUGUGGAUGGUACGCUGGCCAGUAAAUUACAGGUUAAGCAAUACAAAGAAGCAAGCAGUACACACCGUCAUGGGCAUAUGGAUGGUGUCUUUUAUCCUUUCCACUUUACCCGCUGUCGGAUGGCACAACCCAACCCAAAGAUUCUACGCCGGGGACUGCCGCUUCAUUGUGACGGAGAUCGGACUGGGCUUUGGCCUGUGCUUCCUCCUGCUGAUCAGUGGCAGUGUAGUGGUUGGAGUGGUCUGCAUUGGCAUCUCACUUUUUCAGACUUUUUCUAUGCAAACCGGGCAGAACAUAGACAAAAACAAAUUCAAUGUGCCCACUAUUGUGGUUGAGGAUGCUCAUGGGAAGAGGAGGUCAUCAAUAGAUGGGUCAGAGCCCAUUAAGACUUCACUUCAAAUUACUUAUUUGAUAUCUGGGAUUGUGUUUAUAUACGACUUUCUAAUGGGGUUCCCCAUCUUGGUGGUGAGUUUUGCCAGCCUCAAGUUUGAUAAGUCAGAUGACUGGAUGGUGCUUGGUGUCCUCUGGUGUUCUGUAGUGCAAGCUCUUCUACUGCCAAUGUUCCUGUGGGCCUGCGAUCGCUACCGAGCCGACGUAAAAGCAGUCUGGGACAAGUGUAUUGCCAUUAUGUCCAAUGACGACGAAAACGAAGAUCACAGUCCUGAUGGCGGUAUUCACUCAGACCUCAUAUAUGAAAGACCCUAUGAGUACAAUUAUGGGGGUGACCUCAUGGCCAUGGAACGCAUUACAAAGUAUGACAUCUCUGCACUGGAGAGGGGAAUACCACAGAUCUAUCCAGUGAAAGAGGCACAAGAAGAUAAAAUGCACUAUCUUCAGGUCCCUCCAACAAGACGCUAUUCACACGAUGAGACGGACAUAUUUACCACGGGUCAGAUACCAGCUUUCAUUCAUGGCUGGGGAUCAGCUGAAGAUAUCGCUGCCAUCUCUUUCUUCACACUGCCAAGACGUGAUAGGCGAAGCAGCCUGGUGUUUUACCACGAAGAAGCCAGCUUGCCGUAUCGAAAGUGCCGCAAAGCAUCAGAGAGCCUCAUUUCUUUGAAACAUUUUACCUUGGAGGAACUAUACAAGGACGAUUUCAAGUGCUUUAGUCGAGAAGAGGUGGUCGGUUUUAUCGACGACACUCCUCUUCCGAGUCCGAGAAAAACUCCUGUUAGGUCUUCUUCCAUCUCACUUAUACCAGAUACUUUGAAACAUCAAACAGUUACUCACUUUGCUCUGACAGACUUCGAUCGAGAGCCGCAGGUGUUACGGAGGAUUUCCAACCACGGUAGGAGUUGUACUCUUAACGUUCCUGGUCAUCACAGACCUUACGAUCAUAGGCGGUUCUAUACAGAUGGACAUCGGGGCAGUCAGAGUUCUCAAAGGCUUGUUCCCAAGACUGAAUCUCAAAAACUAGAUGAGGUAGCAGGAAACACUAACCCUGCUGGCUCCAACAGUUGCCAGACCGGCCUAGACAAUACAUGGAGCGAGCAGGAACAACUUGACAGAGUAGAAUGCAAGGGAAGUACGAAUAGCUUUCUAAGCACGCCAUCUGAUUCUUCUGGAUAUAUAACUUUCCAUUCAGAUUCAAUCGGAUCUACUUCCUAGGGACAACCCAACUUCUUAUAUAUCAAUAUAUGCUAUUUCAGGGUUUACAUUGCUCCUUCUCUUGUUGAACACCAAGAACUGGAAACAGCACCAAAGAAGAAAACUUAUAUUAAAGAAAAAAAAAACUCAUACAGAUUUUAAUAUUCUGCUUUUCAUAGGAAAACAAAAUCAGGAAAAACACGAUUUACAGGUCAUUAUCAGCUUGGGUUUGUUAUGCGGAGAAAAUAAUAAACUGCUACAUCAAUUUAUUUCCGUAAAAUAUUACAUUCAAUGAGUUGUACAUGGAACACGUCUUCAAGCGACAGUUUUCUCUUUACUUGUCAUCAAUAAAUAUAUAAUAUGCAUGCCUAUGUAACGUCUCUGUCCACUCUCUAUAAGUUAAUUUUUUUGAUAUACACUUUACUAUUUUCUAACUAUGAAUGAAAUGUGUUAAGUGUGGGUUACAUGAUCAAAUGAAAAAUAUGUG
Nanorana parkeri is the source of this 3031-nucleotide messenger RNA. It is a transcript of the gene GPR153, whose product is annotated as G protein-coupled receptor 153. Gene Ontology annotation, biological process: G protein-coupled receptor signaling pathway. Bases 613 to 2565 code for a protein of 650 amino acids. The record is from RefSeq and is a predicted model, not a curated record. Gene Ontology annotation, cellular component: membrane. Lineage: Eukaryota; Metazoa; Chordata; Amphibia; Anura; Dicroglossidae. Gene Ontology annotation, molecular function: G protein-coupled receptor activity. The transcript is spliced from 6 exons.